UUAAAGACUUAUUUAUAAAUUUCAUGCACGAGUACACUGUAGCUGUCUUCAGACACACCAGAAGAGGGCAACAGAUCCCAUUACAUAUGGUUGUGAGCCACCAUGUGGUUCCUGGGAAUUGAACUCAGGACCUCUGGAAGAGCAGUCAGUGCUCUUAACCGCUGAGCCGUCUCUCCAGCCCCACAAAUAAUUUAAAGAAAAUGAAGAAGGGGCUGCAGAUGUGACUCAGUUGGUAGAGUAUUUACCUAACAUACACAAAACCUAGGUUCAGAGACCUCUGCUAGGCUUCAGUUAUGGAGGAUGGGGAGGAGCAGUUGAGCCCAGUACCUCCGAAGACCACCGAGGAAGUAACAAAGCCUCAAUUCCUAGUUGUGGGAAACAAUGUCCAAAUCAUGGAAUGGUUAAAAAGACAAGAGGUUCUGCCAUGCCUCCCACCGGCACAGGGGGUCCAAAAGAAAGGUCUCCUCCAGAAAGACUCUGAAAAAUCACCUGAGAAUCUGAGGAAAGGCUCCGAUGCACUGAGAACAUCUGAUCAACACUGAGCUCAGUAGCAAAGAUCCAGAGCCAGAGGGGCAGGCUCGGGAAAGUGCCAGGGUUUCCCACUGACCCGGCAAGCUCCAAGCUCAGCAACAUCAAGACCUCCCUGCUCCACAGGAAUCCUGUCAGGCAAUGGACAUUGACUGAGGGAAACCACCAAGCGCUUUUGUGGUACAAAUAAUAAAAGUACUCAUGUGAACAACAACAAAAGAAAACAAACCUCGGUUCAAUCCCUGGCACACCAUAAGAUGUUUAGUUGGGAGGUGGAGGCAGGAGGAUCAGAUAUUUAAGGUCAGUCUUUACUACAGUGAACUUGAAGCCACCCAUGAGACCCUAUCUGGGGGGUGGGGGAGGGGAAAGGCAAGCCAUGACCAGAAGAAAAUAUUUGCAACGCAUACAUUUAAAGUUUGAUUAAUACCAUCCAAAUAUGUAAAUGCUGCGAUUCAAAACAAUGGGACUACCCAAUGAAGGCAGUGGACAAGACAACAGUUCUUCGCACAAGGUCUGUGAAAGGCCCUACUGCGCUGGGCCAAGCUGGGGAUAGGUGCCAAUGCAAAUGAGAAGGUAUAGAGGUCAAAAGCCGACAAGCAGUGCCCUCACCCACACUGAGCCCUUCGUGGUGUGGGUUUCCCCCAUGCUGGAAAGCUUUCUUGGGUGGUCUCCUGGCAGACAUUUUUGAAAAUUACUGACCCUUCAGGUGGGGCUGGUUGGGGGUGAUACUUCUCCUCAGUCUUCAAAUAUGACUAGAUAGGAAUGGGCUAGCCUUUGGUAGGUUAUGCUGGCUGUGAUGUUUCCUACAUUCAGUGGGCACAGUGACUGAAGCAGCUGGGAGCUCUGGGGCCACUUGGUCCUCACUGUGGAGGGUUGCCAAGGGACAAGCAGAAAGUGCAUGCUGGGGCUGGGGGUGGAGUAGGGGGGAGGGGCUGUGGUGGAAGCACUUCAGAGAAUCCACCUGGUCUCUGGAGAACGGUUCCUUUAUGGAAAAAGACCAAGGGAAAUAGCAGGUGCAUGCUCCCUCUGCCUCCUCAGGGAGGAGUUGGCCAGGCCCUCUACCUACUAGAGUUAAUGGAGGGUCUGGCUUCCUCUUGAAGGGUCUUGAAGGCCAACCGAAGGUGCCACACCUCUCUAGGUUCCUUUGAAUGUUUGCUUCCCCGUCCUUGCCCUGAUUCACCAGCUCAUGGCUCCUUGAUACCCGUUAUAUACAUUCCGAGGUCAUGUUCAAUUCCAGGCAGAGAGGUAGGUAAGAGAUCGGGGUGGAGGGAUGGCACCUCCGUUGGCAAGACGCCACUUGCACGGUACAAUACCUGGCAUCCAGGUACUAUGGCACAGACAAUGGUGUAAGCGAACAGGUCCCGGACGUUGCUGUCAAUGAGCACGAAGGGCAAGUCAGUUCCUCCAUCUGCCACGUCCUCCUGGGCCUGCCCAUUCUCAGCAUACUAGAGCUCUAAGGACAGCAGGCAGACCAGUUAUUUAUGAAAUUCGCCCUAGAGUUAGCAACUUAAACCACGUCCAUAUAUUAGUGCACAGUUGCUGUGGGUUGGGGGGGUCUAGUACAUGGGUGAGUCUUCAGAGUAAGGCCUCAUAAUGGUUGGAUCAUGGUCAUCUAAACAGGAACUCACUUUUCCAUCUUGAAGAUGGUAUGGCCCCCUUCAUCUGCAAAGCCAAUAACAAUUCUGGGUAUCCUCUUUCGGAUCUGACAGUCUGACUAGCUAAAAGAAAUCCUGUUUUUAAUUAUAAGAUUUUAGGUAUAUGAGUACACUGUCUUCAGACCCACCAGAAGAGGGCAUCAGAUCCCAUUACAGAUGGUUGCGAGCCACCAUGUGAUUUUCAGAAAUAGAACUCAGGACCUUUAGAAGAGCAGUCAGUGCUCUUAACCGCUGAGCCAUCUCUCUAGCCCAGAAAUCCUCUGGUUUUAAGGGGCCAUGUAACUAAACUGGGCCCACCUAGCCACUCCAUGGCCACGCCCCUUUUGAGGAUCCACACCCCUAUGUAGGCAAAGAGCCUCUUGCCAUGGAACACUUUGAGUGUGCACAGGUUCUAGGGUUAAGGCAUCAAUGAUGUUACAGGAUCAAGGCAGGAGACACACAGCAGUGGCCAGAAAGAGAUUGUCUUUCUACCACUGCCUUCACCGUGCUUUCCGUUUAAACAGGAAAAAUUAACUCUCUCACAGACUAAUUCCCAGGACAGGCAGACAGAAGGCACGUGUAGAACCUAUCAGAGCCAGAACGCUCAGGGAUGUUCCUCAGGUACCGAGAUCGUCAUGAGAUUUGCUGGUUAACAGAAAGUAUGGUUUCUGCAUCAACUCCUGUCAGUUUCUGUCCUCGAUACCUUUGAAGUGUUAAUUGGAACAGUGAGUGAAAUAAACCCUUUCUUCCCCAAGUUGCUUUUGGUCAGUGUCUCAUCGCAGCAAUAGACACCCUAAUAAGACUCUGACCCAUUCAUCCAGCCCACAUUUUGAGUUGGCGGUUCCACUUAACUAACUAGCUAAUUCGAAUUUAACAGACUUGGAGGACAUUAGGCCUGGACACAUGUUCCCCGACCACCAACUGCCACCAGCCUGUGAAACCAAGGACUGAAAUUACACACCACGAUGACAAGGACCAAGAAGACACAAGGGGUCCAGAGCAGAAUGCCAGCGAUAGCUUUAGGUGUAUCCACCUGGAUGUGGUUGGGUUUUCUUCAUGUUCAUCAUGGAAACAGAGAGCCAAUGUAAUAUUUUCUAGAGGCACAGCAAGACCUCGGCAGAAACAGCGCGCUGGAGCGUAGUCACCGCCCCCUUUGGGACGUGGCCUGACGUCAGCGGAGGCGUAGCGAGGGGAGGAGCAGCAGCCGGCUUGGGGCGGUCCUGAGCUGGGUCACGUAGCUCAGGUCCCAGACUUGGGUCACACCGCGCUUUACACCGUCCUCCGGCCGUCGCUCGCAGUCUCUCCGCCACCAUGCCUAUGUUCAUCGUGAACACCAAUGUUCCCCGCGCCUCCGUGCCAGAGGGGUUUCUCUCCGAGCUCACCCAGCAGCUGGCGCAGGCCACCGGCAAGCCGGCACAGUACAUCGCAGUGCACGUGGUCCCGGACCAGCUCAUGACUUUUAGUGGCACGAGCGACCCCUGCGCCCUCUGCAGCCUGCACAGCAUCGGCAAGAUCGGUGGCGCCCAGAACCGCAACUACAGCAAGCUGCUGUGCGGCCUGCUGUCCGAUCGCCUGCACAUCAGCCCGGACCGGGUCUACAUCAACUAUUACGACAUGAACGCAGCCAACGUGGGCUGGAACGGUUCCACCUUCGCUUGAGCCCGGGCCUCACUUACCUGCACCGCUGUUCUUCGAGUCUUGCUGCACGCCCCGUUCUGUGUUUAUCCACCCGUAAUGAUGGCCACCUUCCGGUCGGGAGAAAUAAAUGGUUUGAGACCA
Rattus norvegicus (Norway rat) is the source of this 3941-nucleotide messenger RNA. NCBI's taxonomy places the organism in Eukaryota, Metazoa, Chordata, Mammalia, Rodentia, Muridae. The record is from RefSeq and is a predicted model, not a curated record.